UCGCUGCCUGCAUACCGCCGUUCCACCAGUUUAAGCAAAUGGCGUCGUAGAGGUGGAUAUCGUUGCGUCAAAUUUCACAAAUCAUGAAUGAAUUCUAAGUGCCGUCGCGUAUUUUGCAUGAAUUGAGGGUAUCGCCAGUUCUGUAUUUUACAAUAAAGUAUAUAUCAAAACAUGAACGAAGUAAGUGGAGGAAAACAAGAUGUACCCAAUACUUCAAAUUGGGAAGCUUUGUCAGGGCAGUCAGUGCCAGCUAUGCAUCAUCACCAUCCGACGUUACAGCAGGAUACAGGUCCAACAGUAGCACAAGUUAUAGUUCCUACACCUGUUAAGCUCCAAACACCGAUAUUGACACCUGCGCAAACUGUAGCUGAUCACUGUCCGCAACUUGGUCACAUACAACAACCACCCCUUAUAACUCAGGGUACACCACCAGGAAGCUUUCCAGAACUUGAGUUAUCUCUAGAACUUCAACAACAAGGUUGGAAAAAGUUUUGGAGUAAACGGGAGAAUCGACCGUAUUUUUGGAAUAAAUUGACUGGAGAAUCAUUGUGGGUAGUACCCUCUCUGAAACCUCAGUUUGAUCCAAUCACGGAUCCGCUCGGCAUUUGUGGUGUCCCUCCGCCUGGAAAUGGGACCAUUCCACCUGCUACACCAGGUGGUACGUUAAAACGAAGAGCAUCGGAAGAUGGAGCUGUUCCACCUGCAAAGAAAUUUGUAUUGGCAGGCCCGUGGGACUUGGAGAUACCUACAAAUGUUAUAAUAUAUGAACGAGCACCGUCAAAUUUGACACACGUUCAUCCUGAGGCAGAAGCUCUGCGUUGUGCUUUACUGGCAAAGCUGCGGCAAUGUUAUCAGGAAUUAUGUCAUACUCGCGAAUCGAUAGACGCGCCAAAAGAUUCUUUCAACAGGUGGUUAAUGGAACGAAAAGUCAUAGAUUGCGGCUCAGAUCCAUUACUACCGAGUCAAUGCUUCCCUGAGAUUUCGAUGUCCAUGUAUCGCGAGAUCAUGAACGAUAUUCCCAUUAAAUUAGUAAGGCCAAAGUUCACGGGAGAUGCGAGAAAACAAUUGUCGCGCUAUGCCGAAGCCGCGAAAAAGAUGGUGGAAUCGAGGGCAGCAUCGCCGGAGAGUCGAAAGGUCGUCAAAUGGAACGCGGAGGAUACUUUUCAAUGGUUGAGAAGAACGGUGGGUGCCACAUUCGACGAUUUCCAAGAUAGACUCGCCCAUCUGAAGCGACAAUGUCAACCGCACCUCACGGCGACUGUUAAAGCCAGUGUUGAAGGCAUAUGCCUGAAAAUUUAUCAUCUAUCAACAGAAUAUGCGAGAAAGGUGAAGGACAAAAACAACCAGAUUCUCAAAGACAACGGUUUAGGAGAUGUCAUACCGUUAGGAGGUCCUGCGAGUACGCAAAGAAAAGUUUGGUGUUAUCCUGUGCAAUUUUCCCUUCCCACACCGAGACUUCCACAGGUGGAUUACCUUCCGGAGCGUGAGCAAACAAUGUUACGUUUCCACGGUGAUACCAUGUAUAUUAAUAAUAUGCACCUUACCAAACUGGAACAUUUGUAUAGGUAUAACUGUUUCGAUGACAAAAAGUUCGAAAUGUUUCUGCCACGCGUUUGGUGCAUGCUAAAACGCUAUCAGACAUACUUUGGAAUCAACGAAGGUCAAGCGACUCAGAUGGCUCUUCCGGUGACGGUUUUCGAAUGCCUUCAGAGAUCGUUCGGCGUCACGUUCGAAUGUUUUGCUUCUCCUCUAAAUUGUUACUUUCGUCAAUAUUGUUCAGCGUUCGCCGACACGGAUUCAUAUUUUGGAUCAAGGGGACCGUUCUUGGACUUCAGACCGGUUAGUGGAUCGUUUCAAGCGAAUCCACCCUAUUGUGAGGAACUUAUGGAAGCUAUGGUCAAUCAUUUUGAGCGGCUUUUGGCUGAUUCGGCGGAGCCCUUGUCAUUUGUAGUAUUUUUACCAGAAUGGCGUGAUCCGGCUCCUAACGCGCUUAUAAAACUCGAGGGCAGUCACUUUAAGCGCAAACAAGUGGUAGUGCCUGCCAUGGAACACGAAUAUAGACACGGAUUUCAACAUGUUCUUCCAAAAGGUGAAGUAAAUAUCCGAGCAGUACAUGGCACGCUAGUUGUAUGGUUACAAAAUCCGGCCGGUGCCUCGCGAUGGGGACCCACGGAAGAGCGAGUCGAGGCUUUAUUGGAAGCGUGGCGACCCGGUCGAGAACGGGAAAGGGAUAGGCAAGAGCUUCUUUCCCCACCGAGACAAACGCAUCAACCGAUAUCUUCAACACCAGUACCUGUACCGACAACACCAGCUACACCGACGGUGCCAUCCGUACAGACAUUACCCAGUCAUCCUAUAUAAUUGAGUGAUAUAGUAUAUAGUUGAAUGAUCUUUUUGUGAAAGGGGGAGAACAUAUAAAUAGUUUCCCAUAUUUGGAGAUAAAUAUAAUUUAUCUCUUGUAAUAUAAGUAACUUCUUUGUUAAGAAAAUUUAUUUUGUAUUUUAGCAAAUAUAUAAUUCAGAAAAUGAUGAAAUGUAAACAAGUGAGAAAAAUGUUAGAUAAUUAAUACAAAGAAAUUAAACAAUUGUAACAUAUAGAAAUGAUUUUAAAUGUUACUUUGUAAUCAGUAAUACUUUCAUGUUGAACUCCCUUGACAGCAUGAAUGUCAAUUAUAUUUGAAAACAAUUUUGCAGAAAUUGGUCAUUGACAAUAGAUUAAUGAUUAUUUGGCUUUAUACAUCGCGGCAACAGCUAAAAUUCUGUUUAUUUUUGAUGAAUGAAUUGUAAAAUUAAUAUAAGGAAUACAAUAUUGACAAAAACUCAAGGGCAAAUCACUUUAGUAGAUAUGUAUCUAAUGCAUAUAAAAAGAGUUUACCUAUAAAGAAAAAACAAGCGCACAUUGCAGAAAGUCUAAACUUUGCAAUAGUGGUUAAUUGUUGUUGAUUAAUGUGUUGGACUUUAUGACAUGUGAUGCUUUAAAUAGGUAUACUUGCUAUGCAAGAUAAAAAUUGAUACUAUUGUAAAUUUUAGAAAAUUAAGUUUACAGAAUAACAAAUGUACAGAUAUACGUUGUAUGUAUGGACGUGUGCGGAUAUGAGUGGUAAGAUGUACGUAUUGCCUAUAACUCUGCUUAUUUGUGUGACCGAAGAAAAAGAAUUUUUAUCAAAGAACUGCGAUAAAAUUGUUCAUCAUAUUUUUAACCAUGACAAUCUUUUUCUUUAGUAUCAGAGAGCAUAUGUGGCAAAGUAGAGCUAUAACUAUGCAUUUCGUUUUAGAUAAUUCUUUAUCGGUGCAAUAUUUUGUAUCUGUUUAUAAGUAAUUGA
Pogonomyrmex barbatus (red harvester ant) is the source of this 3322-nucleotide messenger RNA. It is a transcript of the gene Pcif1, whose product is annotated as Phosphorylated CTD-interacting factor 1. The record is from RefSeq and is a predicted model, not a curated record. Gene Ontology annotation, molecular function: mRNA (2'-O-methyladenosine-N6-)-methyltransferase activity; RNA polymerase II C-terminal domain binding. NCBI's taxonomy places the organism in Eukaryota, Metazoa, Arthropoda, Insecta, Hymenoptera, Formicidae. Gene Ontology annotation, cellular component: nucleus.